This is a messenger RNA of Striga asiatica, 2095 nucleotides long. Lineage: Eukaryota; Viridiplantae; Streptophyta; Magnoliopsida; Lamiales; Orobanchaceae. The record is from the annotation of a GenBank genome assembly.
GAAAAGCUUACAGAUGACAAUUCGAUUUUUUUCGUCGAGCUCUUCCUUGUUUACGCAUCCCUUCCUACUCGCGAGCUUCACAACACAAUCUCUCGCACCCUGUAAACACACACACAUGUGCGUCUGUGUGUUUGAAUCCAACUUUUCGUAAUUUCAGACCGUUGAACCUUCUUGCCAAAUCAGAAUAAAUGUCUCGAGUUGGAAAUGGAUCAGAAAAUUCAGCGGUGUCCAAGUAUGAUGAAGCGAUGGACGCUUUGUCUUCACUGAUAACAAAACGGAGUCGUGCUGAUAAGAAAAACAAAGGCGAUCGUUUUGACUUGUUGUUUGAUUAUCUGAAGAUAUUGGAACUAGAGGAGAAGAUAAAAGAGAUGAAGGUUAUUCACGUUGCCGGCACCAAAGGAAAGGGAUCUUAUUUCAUGUACCUGACUAUGAAGGGGUCAACUUGCACUUUCGCAGAAUCUAUUCUGCGCAAUUGUGGUUUCCGUACGGGACUGUUCACUUCCCCUCACCUCAUUGAUGUUCGAGAAAGAUUUAGGUUGGACGGAGAAGUUUUUGGCAUACUUCUGGUGGGAGGAGCUUCUGAUGAGAUACCCAUGCCAACAUAUUUUCGUUUCCUUGCCUUGCUUGCCUUCAAGAUUUUUUCAGCUGAGCAGGUAGAAGUUGUCAUUUUGGAAGUUGGUUUAGGAGGAAAAUUUGAUGCUACAAAUGUGGUCGAGAAACCAAUUGUUUGUGGUAAUACACUUGGACAAAUUGCUGGCGAAAAGGCUGGGAUUUUUAAGAGUGGUGUUCCAGCCUUUACUGUACCACAGCCAGAUGAAGCCAUGGCAGUACUAGAACAGAAGGCAUCACAGAUGGAUGUAAAUCUUCAAGUGGUUGCUCCUUUGGAUCCUAGCCUGCUAAGCGGUCUGCAUCUUGGGCUUGAGGGUGAGCACCAAUAUAUUAAUGCGGGCCUUGCAAUUGCACUCUGCACAACUUGGCUUCAUAGAUCUGGUCAUGUUGGAGUCAACUACCUAAACCAGACUACCUCUCUGCCUGAAGAGUUUAUCAGGGGAUUAGCUACUGCUUCUUUGCAAGGGCGUGCUCAAAUUGUCUCCGAUCAGUUCAUUGAGAGUGACAGCUCAGGUGAUCUUGUAUUCUACCUGGAUGGUGCCCAUAGUCCAGAGAGCAUGGAGGUAUGUGCAAAAUGGUUUUGCCUUGCGACCAAGGAAGAUUAUAGAUCUUCUUUUAGCCAGGCUUACAGUGACUCACGGAGAGCACAUGAAUCAGGAGAGAGUGGGCCUCUCAGAAAACAUUCAACUCAGAUAUUGUUGUUCAAUUGUAUGUCAGUGAGGGACCCUCAAUUGCUUCUUCCACGCCUAAUGAGUGCAUGUGCCAGUCAUGGAGUCUACUUUAAAAAGGCCUUAUUUGUUCCAAACACAUCAGUGUAUUACAAGGUGGGUAAUGUUGCCUCACCCUCAGCUGACACUCAAGUCGACGUGUCAUGGCAGAUAACUCUUCAGAAAUUAUGGGAAAGCCUCAUUCAUGGUGAAAAAGGACGAGAAGUGAAGAAUGCAGACUUAACCUGGGAAGCAAUUGUCGAUGAUCCAGAGAAAGGCGCUACUAAUUCUGAGAACAGUACAGUUUUCACUUCACUCCCUCUAGCCAUUAACUGGCUUAGGGACAAUGCUCGCAAAAAUCAAUCUGUUCACUUUCAGGUCUUAGUGACGGGUUCGUUGCAUCUAGUCGGUGAUGUAUUGAGACUAAUCAAGAAGUAACACAGUAGGGUUGCACUCAAUAUUUUCUGUUUUUGGUUUUUCGUUAGUGUUCGUGAUGAUGAAAGCUAAGAACUCUGAUCACCUGAGCCACAGUCAAGGGUCCACAUAAUGAACAUUUUGAGGUUGCAGUUGUGCUUCUGUAACUGUAUCAAAAAUGUACUCUUUGUCGUAGAUGAUAUUGUGAUAAGUUCUUAUUUAUUAUUUUGGUUAUGUUUCUUUUACUAGUAUCACAGCAUCAUGGUAAAAGUAUGAUUAUUUGCAAAAAGAAUUAGGAGUCUCGAGUGACACAAUAUUACAAUAGAUUUUUUGCUAUAAUAAACAUUUUUUUUUUUUGUGCAAUA